This is a messenger RNA of Thamnophis sirtalis, 2423 nucleotides long. Lineage: Eukaryota; Metazoa; Chordata; Lepidosauria; Squamata; Natricidae. The record is from RefSeq and is a predicted model, not a curated record.
UGCAGGGUGCGGGAGGACCGGGGCCAUCUGUGCGAUAGAUUACACAUGGAAUUUGUUGAAAGCCGAGAAAAUUCCGGAGGAAUUCAACGUGUUUAAUUUAAUACAAGAAAUGAGGACCCAGAGGCAUUCUGCAGUACAGACUAAGGAGCAGUACGAGCUUGUUCACCGGGCCAUCGCGCAGUUGUUCGAGAAACAGUUGCAAAAAUACGAGAGCUCUGCGGCGUGGAAAAUUGCAGAUGGAUUGAACGAAGUGAACACCGAGAACGCUGUCAGUUCUGGAGAGCUGGAGAAACAAGAUUCCCCUCCCCCGAAGCCACCGCGGACUCGCAGCUGCCUUGUGGAGGGAGAUGUGAAAGAGGAAAUUUUGCAGGCCCCAGAGCCCCAUCCGGUGCCCCCCAUUCUAACCCCAUCGCCUCCUUCGGCCUACCCGACCGUGACGACGGUGUGGCAAGACAGCGACCGAUACCACCCCAAGCCUGUUUUGCACAUGGUGUCUUCAGAGCACCCCACAGACCUCAACGAAAACUACGGUAAAUCCAGGGAAUAUUCAGGGAAGCACGAAUCCUCGGACCCCGCCGAUAAAAAGCUGGAGCACAACUUGAGCUUCGAAAUUAAGAAAGUGCCCCUGCAGGAAGGACCGCGCAGCUUUGACGGGAACCCUCUCCUGAGUCGGGGAAACGCACUUAAAAUUAAAACAGGCCCGCCGGGUGCAGCGGAGAUGGCCUCGAAACCGCAGGAGCGCGGCUCCGGAGAUGCACCGAUGGAGACCACCCAGAACUCUUGCAGCGAAUGCAAUCUGCAGCUGGUCACUCCAGUGGCAAUAUCCUCUCGGGAAGGACAUCGGGGUCUUACUACAGAUGCCCGGGAAAGGCCAGACUGCUUGCCCCUUAAUAAAGAGAAGGGACACGCCAUGUGGUCCUUAGAAGAGACUAAAAACGAGCAUCCCUUCUCCGAGGAGGAGGAGGCGCCUUUACCCGUUUUAUGUCACGAAGUUAAAAAUCUGUCCGUGGACUCGGAAUCGCCAGGUCAAAUGGACACCCCUCCCAGGGAGCUGGCAGGCCACUGCCACAGUGACACGCUGCCGGUUAGAGCGCCUCUGUGUUUCACCAACCCCCUGCACUCGGACGACUCUGACGCGGAGGAAAGAAACUCUGAGGGGGACGUGGCACGUAGCACGUUGAAUAGCGUCUCCGUGGCAAGCGCCACGGUUUCCGCAGCGACUAACACAGAAAACAUUUCCGCUAGAAAAGUGUUGCCGAUGUCCAUCGCGAGGCAGGAUAAUCUAGCCCUAAUGCAUUCCGAAUCUGAUAAAGAAAGAAUGAUGGAAUUGCUUGUGCUUGCAAGUCCACAGGCUUUGCCAAAAAGCCCUGCUCUUCAACAAUCGGCCGAAUGGAAUUUGUUACAAGAACAGAACACUUCCGAACAACCAAAAUGUACAAUAACUCAGAGCUGGGAGACAAAUCUCCAACGGAUACAAUACCUCAACCAUCUCCCACCAGUCUAACUCCUAAAGGACAGCCCUUACCAGAGAUUGCAAUUGAGACUACAGAUAUUGGGUUUGGUAGCCGCUGUGGAAAACCAAAAGGACCAAGAGACCCUCCUUCAGAAUGGACAUGAUGCAAGAACCAAUGGACACAUAUUAAAUUAUACUGGAAAAUUCAAGUGCCACUGAACAAGAUCCGUAGUAUUCCAAUGCUUUUAUUUUUUUGGAACAAUCGGUGUACAUAUAGCUACACAAUGGUACACUUUUGUAUACAUCUACACAAAUAUUAAAGAUUCAAAAUGGUGGAUUCUAUACUUCAAACUUAACUUCUUUCUGGGGCCAUUAAUCUGCCUUAUUACAUUUUUUAAAUAAAUAUUACUUAUGGUUUGUUACUUCAAGUAUUAUUGCCUUAAUGUCUUUUAAACCUGUUAAAACACUUGUUUAUAGACAUGUUAAUAUGGUGAAACUUUUGACAAAUUGAGUUUAUGAAGAACUUUUUUUGGCAAAUGUUUGAUUGCCAUGUAUAUUUUAUUUUGUGGAUGUAUAGGGCAAGCCAGGUAUAUAAUUUGAUAAAGCUGCAAUCGUAAAGUAUUAACAGAAGGUGUAAGAAAUCUCUGCAUGAACUAAAGUUGUGUACCUUGUAAAUUAUUUGCCCUAAUGUUUUAGAAAAUAGUUUUUUUUAAAGAAAAUGUUGGUGCACAUUCAGAAUUACAGAAUAGCAGAGAUGAAGAUUGUAAUACAUUUUGUAAAUUGUAAGCAAAAAGUUAUUUUUAUAUUAUAUACUGUUUCAACUGUCAGUCCUAAUUUGUCCUGGUUUUCAUCUAGUCAUUGAUAUUACAUAAGUGCCUUGAAAGACCAGAUUUUUAGCAUGAACAAGUUACCUAUAGAGACUAGUGUUAUCAACAUAUUUGAACUGUCAGUAAAAGAGAAUAUUUUAAAA